Carya illinoinensis is the source of this 1200-nucleotide messenger RNA. RefSeq names its product probable transcription factor At5g28040. Gene Ontology annotation, biological process: regulation of DNA-templated transcription. The coding region runs from base 1 to 1200 and encodes 399 amino acids. NCBI's taxonomy places the organism in Eukaryota, Viridiplantae, Streptophyta, Magnoliopsida, Fagales, Juglandaceae. The record is from RefSeq and is a predicted model, not a curated record. The transcript has a single exon. Gene Ontology annotation, cellular component: nucleus.
AUGCUCUCUUCCUUUGUCGACUGGAUCGUGUUCUCUUCCUCCUCAUCCUCUUCCUUUUCUUCUUCUUAUUCUUCCUCAACUUCUUCCCGAUACGACCACGAAGACAAUGAUCAGGAGGUAAUCAGCAAUGAGAAAAACAACGUCGUCUUGGAUGGCGUUGCCGCAAAUGGUGAUACCAUUCCGGUGGGCAUUGCUGUCACCGACGCGUCUGCUGCGGUCACUGUUGCCGUCCCUGCUACCGAGGCCCCGAUACGUGAUCACCCUCCACCCAUCACGACUAUGAUCAUCAAUAGUCGAAAACGGCGACGCAUUGACUACGACGAGGACGAUGAUGUCGUAUUAAUGGCCGCACAAGAAGAAAAAAAGCACCUUGACGACUCUCGUAGACCGUCUCACCGGCUUUGGACCAACGAGGACGAGAUCCAGCUCUUGCAAGGCUACCUCGAGCACACGAGGAGUCGCGGCAAUGUUAUACACCACAAUGACACCGCAUUAUUCUGUGAACAAAUCGGGUCCAAGCUUCAGGUUGGCUUCAACAAGAACCAGCUCUUGGAGAAGCUCCGAAGGCUAAAGAAGAAGUACCGAAACGUUCUUGAAAAAAUCAAUUCAGACAAAGAGUUUUCUUACAAGAGCAUGCAUGAUCAGGCUACUUUUGAAAUUUCUUGUAAGAUUUGGGGCGAUACAAGGCCCAUGGGCAAACUUGGCGUCGAAGAGAAUACGUUGGAUGAUGAUGAUGAUCAACCGAGUCCCACAACCUUCAAUCAUCUUAAUCUUGUCGAUGUCAAGGUGGAGAGUGAGGAAGUUCUGAGCGAUUUGAGGCUGCGCAAGCCGACAAAGUCCGGCCACGCUUCGAAGAACCGUUGGAUAUCAAAUCGUAGAAACAACGACAACAAUAAUGAUGAUGUUGAAGACAACAAUAUUGACAACGGAAAUGCAACGAGUUUGAUCAAGGAUACAGUACUGAGGAGUUGUUUGUCACCCUGGUUUAAGGAGUUGUUGAGUAAUGCAUUUUGUCCAAUGCCGUUGAAUGGUACUCUUCAAGGGGCGUCGACCAUGAGUUUGCAGGGUGAGGAACAAGUGGAUGAGAAGGGGAGAGAGCAACGAAUUUUGGAGUUGGAGAGGUAUUCCAAGCAGUUGGAGUUGGUGCAAGAUCGAAUUAAGGUAGCUUUGCAGGAGUUGCGGUCUAAUAUCAGAGAGUGA